AUGGUCUGUUUUGUCUUCGCAACAUACCACCUUCAUGUUUUAUCAAUGGGUCUGGGUCUCUGCAUUUACAUGGUUGCGACUUCAACAGCAGGACCUGACACUGACUGGGGCAUGCUGAUGACAAGACAUGGGAGGGAGAAGAAAAACCGGGUGGUGGAAGACCAAAAGUGGAGAACUCCCACGAGAACGGCCGAAAGGGCAGAAGAGGUUGAAAAAAGCUGGGUUGAAAAACAAAAAGCGCACGAGAAGGUCGGCGCAGAUGGACCACAAAAGCAAGAUCAUUGCGACGAAGCCAAAAAAAUCCCAAAAUCGUCAAAAGAGUUUAGCAAAAACAUGAAUAAAAGUUGGCCAUUCAAUCAAACACUCGUCUCAUCAUCACUAAGCGCAGACGAAAAGCCCAUGCGCUCACCGCUGGCCGAUACGCUAGAGCUGCGCUCCAUCACGAGCCACCCCGGGGACCGGAAGCAGAGCCCGUUUAUCGGUGUUGUGCAUUAUCGAGUCUAUCUACGGAGUACGGAGCACUAA
Colletotrichum lupini is the source of this 525-nucleotide messenger RNA. RefSeq lists its product as uncharacterized. The record is from RefSeq and is a predicted model, not a curated record. The coding region runs from base 1 to 525 and encodes 174 amino acids. The transcript is spliced from 3 exons. Lineage: Eukaryota; Fungi; Ascomycota; Sordariomycetes; Glomerellales; Glomerellaceae.